GCAGGUUUGAGGAUUGAGAAAGGUCUCUAAAUAGCGCACACAACUCGGGGCUGGGCGCGAGUCAGUUCCGAGCAAGUGAACAGCGCGAACGCGCUUCCGAGUUUUGCAGUGUUUAUUGCUAGAGUUUGAAGUGAGUUUUAGGUGUUUUAGAAGUUUUAGGUGAUCUAUAAGCAAUUGAGCUAAGAUCGUGAAGUCAAUUACGUACGGUGCUAAUUAGUUGUGCAAAUUCUUUGAUUUGUAUGCCGGUACUCGAACUGUGACUGGGACAAUCAGGGAGCAGUUUGUCUAGUUUGAUGGAGACUGAGCAGCAGCAACCACAAUGCGCACCGGAGCAGGAACAUACGAAAGAAGCUAAGGUUCGUGGUGCUGACAUAAACUAUGGAAUCGACGACAAUCCACCAUGGUACUUCUGCAUCAUGAUGGCGUUACAGCACUACCUAACGAUGAUUGGUGCGAUCGUUUCGAUUCCUUUCAUCCUAACGCCCGCUCUCUGCAUGAGAGAUGAAGAUCCUGCCCGAGGGACCAUCAUAUCUACCAUGAUCUUCGUCACCGGUUUGAUCACCUAUCUGCAAGCAACCUGGGGCUGUCGGUUACCCAUCGUACAGGGUGGUACCAUCUCCUUUCUCGUGCCUACACUUGCCAUCCUCAAUCUGCCCCAGUGGAAAUGUCCACCGGUGGAAGUAAUGGACGCAAUGACAGAGUCGGACCGUACGGAGCUUUGGCAGGUGCGAAUGCGUGAACUCUCCGGGGCCAUUGCCGUUGCAGCCCUGUCGCAGGUUGUGCUCGGUUUUAGCGGACUGGUGGGAAAGGUGUUGCGUAUCAUCACUCCGUUAACGAUCGUACCGACGGUGGCACUCGUGGGCAUAACACUCUUUCGGCAUGCUAGUGAAACAGCGUCCAAGCAGUGGGGCAUAGCCGUCGGUACCACCGCCAUGCUGACGCUCUUCUCCCAGGUUAUGUCCGAUGUGCAGUUUCCCGGGGUGGGAUACCGGAAGGGACAUGCAUUACGAUUGAUCUGGUUUCCGCUGUUCAAACUGUUUCCUGUACUGCUUACGAUCGCCAUCAUGUGGACCGUGUGUGGUGUACUGACGGCUACCGGUGUCUUCCCAGUAGGACAUCCAGCGCGCACGGAUGUACGGUUGCGCGUGCUGGAGGAUGCGGAAUGGUUCCGCAUACCGUACCCGGGACAGUUCGGGUUGCCGACCGUAUCGUUAGCCGGCGUGUUGGGAAUGUUGGCGGGUGUGAUUGCCUGUACGGUGGAAUCGAUCAGCUACUAUCCGACGAUCUCGCAGAUGUGUGCGGCUCCACCACCGCCCUUGCACGCCAUCAACCGGGGCAUCGGAAUCGAAGGACUCGGCACGGUGCUGGCCGGACUGUGGGGUUCCGGCAAUGGAACGAAUACGUUCGGCGAGAAUGUUGGAGCAAUCGGUGUCACGAAGGUAGGCAGCCGGCGUGUAAUACAGUGGGCCGCCCUUAUCAUGAUACUGCAGGGUGUGCUGAACAAGUUCGGUGCCGCCUUCAUCAUGAUACCGGACCCAGUAGUCGGAGGCAUCUUUUGCGUCAUGUUUGGUAUGAUCACGGCGUUCGGGUUGGCGGCACUACAGUACGUGGAUUUGCGAUCGGCGCGCAAUCUGUACAUACUGGGCGUUUCGUUCUUCUUUCCGCUCGUUCUUUGUCUGUGGCUGCAGGAACAUCCGGGUGCAAUACAAACCGGCAAUGAAACGGUCGAUUCUACGCUGUCGGUAUUGCUCGGUACCACUAUUCUCGUCGGUGGUGUGCUCGGUUGCACGCUGGAUAAUCUUAUACCCGGCACGCCGGAGGAACGUGGACUUGUAGCUUGGUCGAAAGAAAUGGCCCUGGAAACGGUACAGAGUGGGGAAGGAAUGGCACCCGGGGGCGGAUUGGAGUGGGAAAAGAACACGUUCGAUUUUCCAUACGGUAUGACGCUGUUGCGACGCUGGAAAUGGACUCGUCACGUUCCGUUCCUACCGACCUACAAAAUGAAGCUUUGAUUCCUAUCGCUCGAGGAACAAAGAUGAAAUGCUUAUACUAAUGUUUAUGACAGCGCAGUCAUUAGUAAGCGUAUAUUGAAACAAGUCAGUAUAUACUUGGAUACUUAACGCUUACGUCAUGUUGUACUACGAUUUGACAGCCGAAGUGAAAUGUAAAUGAUAGUAUAAUAAACCAAAAACAACUCCACGUGUAUCGUUCGGUCAUCAAGCUGCAGUAUACCUUAACGCACAUAAAUCCGUCA
This is a messenger RNA of Anopheles funestus (African malaria mosquito), 2254 nucleotides long. RefSeq names its product solute carrier family 23 member 2. Gene Ontology annotation, biological process: transmembrane transport. The record is from RefSeq and is a predicted model, not a curated record. Bases 294 to 2012 code for a protein of 572 amino acids. Gene Ontology annotation, cellular component: membrane. NCBI's taxonomy places the organism in Eukaryota, Metazoa, Arthropoda, Insecta, Diptera, Culicidae. Gene Ontology annotation, molecular function: transmembrane transporter activity. The transcript is spliced from 4 exons.